Microplitis mediator is the source of this 3419-nucleotide messenger RNA. Its product is annotated as myoneurin-like. NCBI's taxonomy places the organism in Eukaryota, Metazoa, Arthropoda, Insecta, Hymenoptera, Braconidae. Gene Ontology annotation, biological process: regulation of DNA-templated transcription. Gene Ontology annotation, molecular function: RNA polymerase II cis-regulatory region sequence-specific DNA binding; DNA-binding transcription factor activity, RNA polymerase II-specific. The coding region runs from base 423 to 2390 and encodes 655 amino acids. The record is from RefSeq and is a predicted model, not a curated record. The transcript has 7 exons.
GAGUGUCCGUGAAACAGCUUACAUGGCGUCGAAUACUAAUUAUGAGUUCUAAGCACUGUUGUCACAUUUUAUGAUACAGUGUUUCACAUUUUCCGUUUGUUUACAUUUUACAUUAAAAUUAUGUCAGUCUGAACAAACUUACUGCGAUUGACUUUUAAAAUUCACUGCGAUUGUUUCGAAAAGUCAAAAUUUAAUCAUAAAAAUAAAUGAUAGUGACUUAUACAUGUUAUAAGUGUUAACAGCAAUGACCUUGAUUACUGUGAUUUCCCCAUUUUACUUUUUCCGUAUUUUUUAAUAAUUUAUAAAGAUUUUUUUUUUUUAAGUUAUCUAAUUCAAUAAUCGUUCGUUAAAGUUUUCAUAUUUUUUAAGCUAUUCAUCACUUAUAAAAAUUGAUUUAAUACAUUGUUGUCGAUAAAACUGUAAUGAUGGAAGUAACGACUGAUGAAGAAGCGCAAGCAGUUCUUCUUGAUGGAAUGGAAGCUACACAAUAUAUUACAAUUCAACGUGCUGAUAAUGAAUCAAUAAAUAAAGUCCCAUUGAUAACUUUAAAUGGUGAGUUAAUAUCCGAAGGGAUGGUUGUUGACAUGAUAAAUGCUGGAGUAGGAGCAGAUUACAAUUCUGCAACUCCGUAUUAUGAAACUGACGAUCUCUUACCACAUGAAUUAACUGAGGAGGAUCGUAAAUUAGCUGCAGCUUUGGUGGCAGUUCAACUUCAACAGCAACAAAAACAUCAGCAAAUUCAUAAUCAACUACAUCAAGAUGAUCCGGCUUUACCUGAUGUCAGUCAAUUAGCUACAUUAUCACCUGUUCAUGCUUACGCCAUACAGACUAUUGCUGAUCCUGAACCAUCGUCGAUAUACUCAGCAAUACAAUCAUUUAAACGUAUCAAUCAUCAUGUUAAGCAAGAGUUUAUAAAUGUUAAAAGUGAAUAUGACAUUGACGUAUCGGCUGAAAGUAGUGAAGAAGCUACAAUACCGGUAUCAGGACAUAAACGAUCGUUACCUCAUAAAAAACGUAUUGCCAGAAAAUUAAAGCAACAAAAUAAAACAAAUCUCAAACAUGAUUCAGGAAAAAAUAAUCAAGAAGUUGUCGUUUUCAACAAUAUGAAUGAAAAUUUAAGUCAAUUAUUCAAAUGUGAAUUGUGUAAUUGUGAAUUUAAUGCACAAUUGAAGUUUUUUGAACAUCUUAAGAAUCAUUAUGAACCAGUUAAACAAGAAUCAAGGAUAGCACAAGCAACUAAUACUAAUAUAACGAUUUCUGUACCAGAAACUGUUCAAAAUGUAGAAAAUACUAGCAUUGAAGAAUUUAGUGAGCCAGAAGAUUUAAUGGAAGGAAUUCGAGGAGUUGUUGAAGAAACUGGAGCACGUAUUGAUGACGACCCAGAAACAAGUCCGCUGACGGAAGUUAACCACAGUUCAACUUUGUGGUCAAUAGCAACGAGUAUUACCGAACCUAUGUCUCAUGAUCUUAACGAUUCAUCGACAGUUAAUGAGCAAGACUUGCAAAAUAAAGUUGAUACAGAAGUUACUAAUAGUACCAAGAAAAAAAAAAAUAACAAAACACGUAAAACUCAAAAUAAUGAAAUGAUAUGUCCGCAAUGUGAUAGGUCAUUUCAUCAUAAAAAUAGUCUUGUCUACCAUAUGAGAUCUCAUAGCGGUGAACGUCCACAUCAGUGUGAAAUUUGUGGCAAAAGUUUUUUCGCUGCUAGUGCUUUAAAAGUUCACAAACGUUUACACAGUGGUGACAAACCUUACAAAUGUGAAGACUGUGGUCGCCAUUUCCGUCAGUGGGGAGAUUUAAAGUAUCAUUCCAUGAGUAUUCAUUCGGAACAACGUCAGUUUCAGUGUGAAUAUUGUGGUAAAGAUUUUGCACGAAAAUACUCAUUAAUUGUCCAUCGCCGAAUUCAUACAGGCGAAAAAAAUUAUCGUUGUGAAUAUUGUAAUAAAACAUUCCGAGCUAGUAGUUAUUUACAAAAUCAUCGGCGCAUUCAUACAGGUGAAAAACCUCAUCCCUGCACUGUGUGUGGAAAACCAUUUCGCGUACGUAGCGAUAUGAAACGCCACUUGCACACUCAUACUAAAAGUCGAUCAGAUCGACCCAUCAAUCGUACCAUGGCCGGCAAAAUAAUUACUGAAAAAGAUAAAAGUACAGUUCAGUCAAGAACAUUAAUUCAAGACCUAGUUCAAGAAUUAAAACUUGAGUCACCAAAUGGUAUUGUCGAAAUUGUACCACCAGAUGAUAAUCCUGAAAGCAUUUUACCUCAUGAAGGUGGUUCUCAAAAUCUAGAAUAUAAUGUCACAGAUUCCACCGACGCGAACUCUGAUCGUGAUCCACUUGAAGCGGUUGACAGAACAUCUGAUACUUUAGUUGACCACCUUAACGAUACCUGAGGUCGAGACACUCCAUCAAGAGUACUAUCAUCGAGCGUGAAACAUCCGCACAAAUCACCCAGAAAAAUGACUGAGGAGGCUGCCCACCAAGCAAACACACGACACUAUUGGAGCAAUCCCGUGUUCAAGGUACCUGCAUUUGUUGGUCCCAAUAUACCGACCACUCCAAACCUAUUAUAUCGAUUCCAUGUCACCAGAGAACACCGACGCACUAUUGUGUACGAUCAACCUAACAGCAAGUUGGUUGAGAUCAGCGACAUAUCAUUUGUCAAGCCAGUACCAAAGUCAGCAACUGUCACAACGCCACCAGACUUCACGACAGUACCAUUUAUCGUGCCACUGACCAUCAAAAUCGGAGAAUCUGUGCACAAGAGCCACUACGACUUGCGGGACACUGUAUCUGAAGAAACCUGAAGAACUUAUUGGCGAACAUUAUGCCAAAAAGUUGAGAUAUUACCACCUGCUACCAGAACAGUGGGAACUCAGACUGCUGCAACCAGGUUAUCAUCUGUACCUGGGUCAACUGGAUGUCUCCGGUGCAAAAGAAAGGAACAUUCCCACCAAGGGUGCUCCAAUGCAAAAUUUGGAGAUGAUUAUUGUACCAGCUGUCUACGAGUAGGACAUAACAACAACGCAUGUCCUUACCUGCCAUCAUCAUCUGCUGGUUUUGAGCUAAUGAAGGAGUUUUGUCUGUCAUGCAAGACUCAACAACCCUACUUUGACCCCUAAUGCAGAGCCUGCCGAACUCAGGUGAACCUGAGUAAAGACGACAGAGGGGCCGUGGACAUCCUUCAACCUUAAUCACCAUCACCUGCAUCUAAUCGAGUGCCUCGCACCUGAGGUAGACGUUUAGUGAGUUUAUUUUACUUUUGUAUUAUUUUUAUUAUUUUCGACGUUUCAUUUUCUGGGCUUCACCCAAUCUUUCAAAAAAAAAGUAUUUUAUUAUUUCAUUUUUAUUUAAUUUCGUUCGUUUAAUUACUCAAGUCUGAUUUGAAAAAAAAAAAAAAAAAAAAAAAAAAAUUGUGUGUA